AUGCCCUCGCAGAAGCCAGCGAACCCCGGUCCUCAUACCUACUCUCCCCAGCCGCCCCCUUUCAGCGCUUUGGACUUCUACAAUCAAUUCCAUCGUAACCAUUCCCAUUCGGCCUCGCAACUCUCCCUCCCGAUUUAUACAUCCAGCCCGCAUUCGUCACCGAAUCCCGCAGCAGCGGCAGGAUAUGGGUAUGUCAGCCGGGGGGCAUCCAUCAUGAGGAAGGUACCGGGAGAUGGAGAGGGAGUCGUCCACGAGAAGGUCGGCGAUACCACGGAUAUGAAGGAAAUCCCUCUCAACUCGCCGUCUAUCCCUGUGCUUCCGCCCCACUACAGGCAUAAUGACUACGAAUGUCAACAUGGUCAACACGGUGGCCCUUGCCCUUACGCGUAUCCCUCCAACGGCAUGCAUCUGCGUCCCCAACCUGGAGGUGAAGGCCAUGACUCUGAAGACAAUCACGACCACAAACGAUGCCACAACUCAAGACUUCGCAGAUACCUUCUCCCAAUCAUCGUCAUACUGAUCAUCGUCGCAGGGAUAUUCAUCCUGAACGCUUGCUUGGUCGCUUCUGGCGUCAUCGCUUCGUGGAGAAACUGGGAUCCCGAUUGGAAGGGCGUUGGAGAAUGGAAGGGCAUCGUCGGCGAGCACUCUCCGAGCGUAUCCCCAGUACCAUCAGCCCACUCCAGCUUGACUAACGGUGGCACCAACUUCGCACCCGUCACUGCAACUCCUAUUCCUCAGGCAGCCGGGAACUCCCCUGUCGCCGUUCCUGCGGGAGCCGCCCUUUCUGGGCUUGGUACGGCGGUCACCCACGCGCUACCUCCCACCGCGCACCCCAUAGUAUCACACGCAGAACCAGCCGCGCACCCCCUCCAUGCCAAACGGGAGGAAAGCGCAUUCACGAAACACAAACUGUAUCUCAUCGUCGUCUUCGUCGGCCUUUUCGUCGUGCUCAUCCUGGGGAUCCUUCUCUCAGUCUGGUGUUGCGAAAGCGCGUUCGAGAACCCGUGUUGUUGCCCCUGCUACUUCUGCGCGUGUUGCGGUGGUCUCGCCUGCCUCGAGUGUAUCGGCUGCGGUCUAUGCUGCGAGGGAAUACAGGAACUCGGCAACAGCGACGAUUAG
Pleurotus ostreatus (oyster mushroom) is the source of this 1119-nucleotide messenger RNA. RefSeq lists its product as uncharacterized. The transcript is spliced from 3 exons. Bases 1 to 1119 code for a protein of 372 amino acids. Lineage: Eukaryota; Fungi; Basidiomycota; Agaricomycetes; Agaricales; Pleurotaceae. The record is from RefSeq and is a predicted model, not a curated record.